AGGGAAAGUAUAUAUGACAGGUAAAACGAUGUAAACCCCUUAGUCUAUCUGAGAAGCACGCACCAUGUUCCGCACAAUACCCCUAUUGUUAUGCAUUCUUAUGGGCUUACAUGUUCUGGUGUAUGGAGAUGCAGGAGAAAAGUCAACAUCAGGAGGGGAUCUGUUGAGUAAUAUAGCUGGCCACAUAAUUCCAUCGACAUUGGUAAAUGGUAUUCAGGAUAUCAGAUCUAUCCGCACCGCCAUCAGUGAAACUAUCGGAGCAUCCAGUGUACCUGGAACGACGACAGAAUAUCCAAAAGUUAGAGUAACAUUGAACCCAAAGAUGAGAUCGACAACAAGCACCACAAGAAAGCCCAGGACAACAAAGGCGCCAUCUACUGUUGAUAAACUAAAGUUCCCACCUGAACAGAGAUCUGAAUAUCUGGGCUCUGAUUCCGCUAAAGCCGCUCAGAACCAAUUUCCCUUUGAUUAUAGAAACAACUUCGAUCUCAAUGGAGGUGGUCUUCAGAAUAACGGGAGGCAGUUUAACCCAGGAUCUCCACAGGGCUUGAAUCAAGGUUUUUUUGGUGGUGAUCAAAAUCCCUUCAAUCAAGAUGCUGGCCCCUUCAGACCCUUCGACUCAUACGUCGAUCCAUCUGGAGGCAGAGGGAACGCGAAUGUUAUUCAGGGAAAUGAUGGAAGAGUUACUAGUGUCGAUUCAGGAUUCAAUGACGGAAUCAAUAGACAGUUUGGUAAUACUGGAGAUUUUGACAGAUUCAGAAACUUUGGAAGAUUCGGAUAUGAUGAUAGAUUUUCAGGGAGAUUUCCAGGUCAAUUCAACCCGGGAUUUCAACAAGACGAUCGAUCCCGUUUCGCAGGUUAUCCUGAACCACACAAUGGACAAGAAGUGAAUGGAAACUAUCGUCACGAGCCAAGGUUUAAUUAUCCAAACUCCUUAAAUGAGCGACGACUAUCGCCAUUCUCAGGAUCCUUCCCAUUGCAAGGAUACGCUCCCAAUAAUUUUGAUUUUCAACCGAAUCACAGAUUCCAGAAUCCCUUUGGCGAUAAUUAUCGUGGAGCCCAGAGGCCGUCUAAUUUCCCACUGUUUUCUCCAUCAGGAGUAUCAGGAGGUCCUGGAGGUCCAGGUACAUCAAGACCAAACAACUCUAGUAAUGGAAAUGCUUCAGGACCACUCACCGCUGCAUCCAAAAACUUGGAAAAACUGCAAAGCCCCUCGGGAAAUGAAAAAAAUAUUGAUCACAUAUUGACAGAAGCACCCAGUACGCCUUUCCAAGAGCAAAAGUUAUUCUAUCCACAGCUUGACGAUUACUCGGACCUUCGGUUCCAGCCUGAUGGUUUUCUAAUAAAUUCUAACUUGGCUGCUAAACGAGGAAUCAAUGGCAAAGCCUGAAACCCACUUAAAAUUUGUAUAAUUCAGUCUAUUGUACUAUCACUCAUAUAUACGUGGGAUUUUAUCAUGAAUGAAUAAAAAAAAAGUUAUUAUAUUUUAUCCAUCCUUCAAUCUAAUACGUAAUGAUCUUUACAUCAGCUGUGUCCUGUAAUUACAUCAAAUUUUUAAUACUCUUAUUAAUUUUUUUUACCUGAAGCCAAAAAUUAUAAAUAAAUAAUUCUAAAAAUGAA
This is a messenger RNA of Diachasmimorpha longicaudata, 1620 nucleotides long. RefSeq lists its product as uncharacterized. The record is from RefSeq and is a predicted model, not a curated record. The transcript is spliced from 3 exons. The coding region runs from base 65 to 1390 and encodes 441 amino acids. Lineage: Eukaryota; Metazoa; Arthropoda; Insecta; Hymenoptera; Braconidae.